GCUCGUGGAGGGAGUCGUAGUGGAGGGAAGCGUACCAACCUGGUCAAAAUCCGAUUCCAACCACCACCAACCACACCGCAGAAGUGCGAAUCCGCCCGCCCAACGCCGACACGGCACCACAACACCCCGUCACAGCGGCGCGCCUCCGCCUCCGAGCCACCCCCCGCGCGGCGGCCACCCGCAGCCACCCCGUCCUCAUCCUCGUUGCGCGGCCGAGGGAGAGAUGCGGCGGUCGUCGAGCGGGGCGCGCGUGUCGGAGGGCGGCGACGCGUCCUCGUCGGGCCACCGCGGCGACGGCACGGCGCUCCCGACGUUCGACCCGCAGUCGGCGGCGGGCCGGCGGGAGGCGGCGCGGACCCGGGCGCUGGGGCGCGCCGUGCACUGCAUCCCGCUGUUGCUGCUGCUCUGCGCCCUCGUGCUCUGGCUCUCCGCCGCCUCCACCUCCCCGGCUCACCUCGACUGAUAAUACAAGGGUCUGGCAAAAGGAUAUAAAAUCAGGUUUCCACAGAGUUCCCCCAAAUGGUCAAAAGGGUACAGUGAAGUAGAUCAGGAAUGAUCAGGUAGUACAGGAGGCCUUAAGUUGGUGGUUCGAAGGUUUAGUACAGCAACAAGCUCACCUACUAGGUGACUAUUUUGGAGUAUUCUUUUCACUCCAGAUUGGAGUUCGGUGUGAUUUGGCCCACCAUUACAAUUUGUAUACAAAAAAUUGAGUAUGUAUUCUUUUCAAACACUAACACAUGUAUACAUAUUAUGAGAUUGUUUUUAUACUACCGUUAUGACCGGUUUAGCUUAUAACCGGAGGAGGCCCACCGGGCAUUAGUUAGGGGCUUGGCCCACAAGUUAUCUUAGGAUUAAUUCUUAUGCAAAUUAUUUAGGUUAUAAAUAUAGGUUGUAAGACUCUUUGAGAAUUAAGCAAUAAAGAUAUUAUCAUCUUC
Triticum aestivum (bread wheat) is the source of this 935-nucleotide messenger RNA. RefSeq lists its product as uncharacterized. Lineage: Eukaryota; Viridiplantae; Streptophyta; Magnoliopsida; Poales; Poaceae. The transcript has 2 exons. The record is from RefSeq and is a predicted model, not a curated record. Bases 224 to 463 code for a protein of 79 amino acids.